CAGGCAGGAGCCGGCCCCACCAAGCAGCCCCAAAUUUCCCCCCUUCCCGAUUCCAAAUGUCUUCCUCCGAGCUCGUGCUCUACAACCUGGUCCCCGCCCCCCAAACCCUAAACCCUUCCCAAACCCACGCCGCCGCCGCCGUCUCCGGCGACCUCUCCAUCUCCACCACCGUCGCUCCGCCGCCACAGGAGCCUCUCCGCGUCCGGGCGCGUCGCCCGGUGGGGUCCCCCGCCGACCGCCACGCCAAGGUCGCCGGCCGCGGCCCCCGGGUCCGCAUCCCGGCCAUGGUGGCGGCGCGUGUCUUCCAGCUCACCCGCGAGCUCGGGCACCGCACCGACGGAGAGACCAUCGAGUGGCUGCUCCGCCAGGCCGAGCCCUCCAUCAUCGCCGCCACCGGCACGGGCGUCACGCCCGAGGAGGCGCCCCCCGCUCCCGUCCCCGUCUCCCCCGUCGCGGCCACCGCGUCCCUGAUGCCCGUACCAUACUACACUGCGCUCCUUAUGCAGCCACCGCCAACCGCCGAUUCCGCAUCCGGCUCUGGUACCGCCGCACAGGCGAAUAAUAACUAGGCUAGGUAGAAGAUGGCGGUUACUAUGAUUAGGACUCUAAUGUUAGUUAUUAGCUUAGGUUUCUUAUGACGCUCUGUAGCCAUGGCAAUGGCAUCCCCCACCGCUCAAUAACUAACAUAUUACCUUGGGGGAUGCUGUAGCCCGUUGCUUAGAUUGUCAGUUAGGUAGAGAAUGGAUUGAGAUGGUAACAACAGAAGAGGGGGGGAAAAGACAUUUAAGCAGUUUCUGAGUUCUACUCAUGUUUGGAACAAAGUCUGACAUCUUGUGGUGCUUCAGUUUGUAUUUGAAUGUUCCUUUUUUUCGGUACAUGGUUGGUGCUUCCGUAUUUGUCCUGACUAGCAGCUGGAUCUAGUUAUUCGGCCUAAGAAUUUGUCGUGGACUCAUGGUGCUUGGUUCGCCCUUAUCAUGGUUCUGAUGAAGGCCACAUGGUAAUGGUCUAACGGAAGUUUGAAAGCCAUCAAAUUAUCUAUUGCUUACUGUCAUGAUGUCUAUAUUUUGUCCUGUGCAAUUUCCAAAUGUAAAUGCAGUGAGAUUUACCUCCAGUUCUGUUUGGAUGGGCUUCAGUAGUCAGGUCAUAUGUGCUACAUGAUCGAAUUUUGUUUGCAACCAACAAAAGGGCAGUGUUAAUUGAAAAUGUGUGUUUGCAUGUCUACUUUUCUUGUCUGGAUGUCAGGUAAAUUCCUGUACUACUGUAAGGAGAAAACUUCACAUGAAGGUCUGUGCAAUCAGUUAUCAGCAUGCCUUAACAGCCAUCUUUUCACUGACUGAAAGGAUUUCGGAUUCAGAUGUGACAUGUUCCUGAAACUUGUGUGGAUUAGAAGGAACUAGACAUCAGGAGUUUUGGACGACAAUCUAAUAUGUGUGGCCAUUUUGCUGUAUAAUUCUCUUUCCAAGAGCGUGUAUGAUGAACAGGUUUGUCUUAACACACAGCAUUUGCGAGGAUAUCAUGUUGUGAGAUGAGAUUCCCCUACUUGAGUUACUCUGGAUCAAAGCAUGUCAAUGAAGGUGUUUACACAAAUCGAAGCCAGAUCAAAGAUUAAAUUUCAAAAACAUACAACUAUUUUUAUGUGGGUCAGAGAGAUGACGGGGGGAAGCAAAGUAUGAUUCUAAACAAAAACACCAUUGAAAGUUUUGCUUUAUUGCUAAUCCAGAUCCAGAUGUGCUAGAUGUUGUGAUGUUGGGUAGUUAAGGGCAACAAGUACAAGGGGAGCAUUUGCCUUUAGUAUUGGCGUGUAAUGAUCGGCUAAAUUCUGAUUGAGAGAGAUUAUGGUGAAGUAAUAAAGUGUUCGGGUCAAUGCAUCAAGAGUGCGAUGGAAGGGUAAAAUGUUGUUCACCACUGUUCGGGAAUUGGCUCAUGGAGAUGACAGAGCAACAGAGCAAGAAGAAAGAAAAAUGAAAAUAAAGAUUGCAAAGGGAAAUGCAAAGAUUUUGGUGCAGCUUAGGCGGCCUUUGCUUUGAUAUUUUGAAGGCAUAUUCAUACCUCUUAUUUGUUCCCAUUUGCAGAGGCAAUCCAUGUGAAGGAUAUUGAACAAUCAAAUUUGUAGGAGAAAAAUCAGAGCUCAGUUAUGCUUUCGAAUGGAGGAUAUAUCCACAAGGAAAUAGCAAACACACAAGGAAGUGUAGUGUCCUAUAGGCCAGAGAGAUGGGUGACAGGUUGAUUCCUGGUCUUAUGCUUGGAAAGUGCAGUGAGGGCUUAUGUGUGACAGAUUCUGGGACUUCUAUGAUCCACAUGAUGAAUCAAAAUUACUGCAUAGUGACCUAGUGUUGAUUGAUGAAGAGCUGCUGCCCUGCCUGGAUCUGAUUGAAGCUGUUGCCCUGCCUGGAUCUGAUUGAAGGUGAUGAAGAGUAUUCCCGAGAUUAGACCCUUAUCACCAAUUUAUAUUUCAGUUUCUGUUAUAAUUUGUUCGCAAAAAAUUAGGAACUGCAGAGUGGUAAUAGUCCUAAUCUCAAAGGGAAUUCACCGCUGUGGUGACAUGACGCAGCAGAAGAUUAGAAAUGCACGGUCAGGUACUCUGCACUUCUACAGAGUUGAGGGCAAAUGGUUCUUCGGCUUCCUGUUGGUAAAAAAAAAUAUCGAGCAAAUCACAGAGUCAUCCUGAUCCCAUAAUGUUUGGCGUUAUCUAUAAGCUCCUUCUUGUGUAUAUUUUUUGGCAACAUAAUUGCUGUUAUCCCGUGCAAUAAUUGUUAGUACUUAUUCAGCUUUUUAGGAACAAGUAGCAUCUUUGUGUACACUAUAUAGUUUCAACUAUUUCCAGGAGCAAAGGCAUAGGCUUCUUGAGAUAUGAAACUGUCUAUACUUUGUUUAAGAUACUAUAUAAGACUGAACUAGCCUGGUUACACAUUCGUCCAAAGUUUCUCCAAAUUGCUUUUUUAUUCAUGUUUGUCCACUGGUGGCAUUAACUUGAUAUGGCCUAUACUGUUAUACCGAAGGAUUUUUAAGGCCCUUAUGUAUUCUUUUAUGCCACUUAUAUGAAUUGAAAAUGCAGAUAGGCUUGUUUUUUUUUCUAGUAUGCCUUCUUGGCUGUGUACACUGAUAAGUAUUUGGACUUUGUAUGCAGUGAUCUUGUUGAUCUAAUGGAUGAAUAAUUUAAAGGUUUACAAAGAGAUUAUAUAUGUUCAGGUUGAAAUGAUCAGUGCUUGAAUUCAUAUAUUUGUAUGGGCCAACAAUGGAUCAUGAAUGGAUUAUAGAAGUUAAAUCGCAUAAAGAGCCUCUUUGGCUGGUCUCCAAACGGCACUGAGCCUCCACCGGCUCCUUGUGGUUUUGCGAGGGGGGCGGGAGCGAGAAAAAAGACACUAGUGAUCAGGUAGCUGUGCUACAGUGCAUUGUUACAUGGAGCCAUUGUUACAUGGAGCCGGAGCCCAUUGGAGCCAUGCCAAAGGCACCCAUAGGAUGUCUAAUAGUAUAGAGACAUCCUUUUCAAAAAUAUAGUACAGAGACAUCAUGUACCCUCCAUUGCUAUAUAUGUACAUUUUCUCUCUAGAAUCACGUCAUGUGAUGAGUAAUAUUAUUUUUUCCUCCGUACAAUCAAUACAACUUCCAAUGAUUAUUCAAAUUUCUGGUU
Messenger RNA from Panicum virgatum (switchgrass), 3631 nucleotides. RefSeq names its product transcription factor PCF1-like. Lineage: Eukaryota; Viridiplantae; Streptophyta; Magnoliopsida; Poales; Poaceae. The record is from RefSeq and is a predicted model, not a curated record. Bases 57 to 569 code for a protein of 170 amino acids. The transcript has 9 exons. Gene Ontology annotation, cellular component: nucleus. Gene Ontology annotation, molecular function: sequence-specific DNA binding; DNA-binding transcription factor activity.